Molecule: messenger RNA, 3467 nt
Organism: Nematostella vectensis (starlet sea anemone)
Lineage: Eukaryota; Metazoa; Cnidaria; Anthozoa; Actiniaria; Edwardsiidae
Exons: 18
Coding region: 318-2876 (852 amino acids)
Biological process (GO): proteolysis
Cellular component (GO): membrane
Molecular function (GO): zinc ion binding; metalloendopeptidase activity
Source: RefSeq, a predicted model, not a curated record
GACCUUAUUAUGGCCAGGCCCUGUCUAUUUUAACUCGUGCUUACUUUACCAGUCAACCCCGCUGGCUAUCAAAAAUAGUGCAUAGUUUUUCUAAACGGUCGGCUUACAGUAUUUUUAUGGCAAUAAUGCUUUUAAAUGAGUCUAGCUGUGGCGCGCGCGCCAAAGUAACGAACUUUGAACAACACGUUUGAUACGCACUGAUGGGCAUCCAAAGUAAACACAUCACAACAGGACAUCAGAUCACAUUUUCAGCCUGGGCAAAAUAGCAUAAAACGGUCUCUUCACGCGCGCUCUCACAGUAGACGCUUGAGACUGCAAUGGAGUUAAAACAAGAUGUGAUAGUUGUGCUAGUGAUACUAUUUUGUUCUGUGAGUGGAGCGAUCCUAGAUAGUAACACAAAGCAUGACGGAAGGGAUUUAUUUGACAUCCUAGAAGGUCGAAUCAAAGAUUCUAAGGUUAUUACUGACGAAGACAUCGAUGCAAUUGCAAACCGAGAAUACGAUUCCGCCCAUGGGAGGAUUUUAGCUGUCAACAUGGCGCACCAAGCGAAGCAAGAAGUACUUCUGCCCGAUUGCAAAACGGCCGGAACAGUCCCGUGCAAGCGAAAAAUAGAAACAGGAUUUGGCAACAGGGAUGCUGUGGAGAAUCUAGGAACGCCUGACAAUAAUGUGUGGGAAAAGAUUGAUGAGGUCAACGAAGGUGAUGGAUUCCACCUAUACCAAGGAGAUAUUCAAUUGGACGAAGAGAUCGAGGAGGCCCUGGGGCUACCCGUCAGGUCCCGGUCUCGCCGCAACGCGCACGCGCCUUCCACAGCCGCUGACCAGGAAGAAAAGAGGAACGCAGUCAAUAGAAGAAAGCGGCUUUGGCAGACAAGGGUUAUUCCCUAUCAGAUACCUGGAUAUAUGGCUAAGAUUCGAGGAAAUUUUAUGAAGGCCAUAAAUGAAAUCCAAAGCAAGACGUGUUUGAAAUUCGUGCCCUGGGUCCCAGGGAGAUACAAAAACUACAUUCAGCUAAUCAACACAAAUGGCUGCUCGUCCAAGGUUGGACGUAGUUAUUACCAGGACGGCGCUCAGACCCUCUCUCUUGGUCUCGGGUGUAAUCACGUGGGUACCAUCAUACACGAGCUUGUACACGCCAUAGGUUUUUUUCACGAGCAAGCACGUGAUGACCGUGACAAGUACGUUGAGAUCAAGUGGGAAAACAUAAUACCCGGAUUUCAGGACCAGUUUGACAAGUACACGUUCCAGACCUUAGACCAGCUUGGCAAGGAUUACGACUACGACUCCAUUAUGCACUACGACCGCAAAGCAUUCACGAAGAAUGGCCAGCCUACAGUCGUUGCUAUAGGCAACCCAAAUAAAAAAUUUGGGGGGACUGGCGCUGCACUUAGCCCAAAAGAUGUCAUUGAGAUCAAUACACUGUACGAUUGUCAAACAAAAUUUCAUGGAUGGACUAAGUGGAGCGAUUUCCUACCAUGUGAUAAGGACGGCUACAAAAGCCGUGAGCGGUAUUGCUAUCACUCAGGUGACGCAAAGCGGCAGUGCGGAGGAAACGUGAACGUGUACGGGAUAGAGCGUGACGUGAGAAAGUGCACCGAGGCCGAGAAGCGAGCACGUGACGCCAUCGAUGGUAACUGGGGUCGCUGGAGUGAAUGGAGUUCUUGUAGCGUGACAUGUGAUAACGGUGUGCAGUCACGCCAUCGGUCAUGCAACGCUCCUGCGCCCUCCAAAUAUGGCAAGACGUGCGCCGGCAGUAACAAGCAGACAGCGGUAUGCACCGUGAGAAGAUGCAAAUUAGAGUGGUAUGACACAGAUUUUGAGACCGGUGCUGGUAUGUGGUAUAACAGCGGCGGUCAGCUUUCAUGGAGACGGCACAAGGGAUUCACACAGACCAUGGACACGGGGCCGAUGCGAGAUCACACCACGGGGGAAGGUUAUUACUUGUACGUCGAGUCCUCUGAGAACCAAGGCGCCAGGCCAGGCUACAAAGCCGUCAUUCAAAGCAAGCAACUAGUUGCCAAGGCAGCCGGCCAAUGCUUGAAGUUCUACUACACAAUGUAUGGGAGAACGUUAGGCUCACUUAGGGUGAUGCUUAAACAGCCAGGAAAGGCAUACCAUCAGAUCUUCGUCAUGCAAGGAGACCAGGGUCAGGGCUGGAAAUCAGCUGCCGUCACUAUUGAUGUGAUGGGGAAAUACCAGCUUGCUAUUGAAGGCGAAGUUGGGCAAAAGGUCGGCUACUCGGACAUCGCUAUCGAUGAUGUCUACAUCGAUGACGGAGUUUGCGGUUGCCAGGAUAAAUAUGUUAGUUGUACGACAUGGGCCUUGGGCGGCGACUGCAUCAAGAACAAAGAAUGGAUGAGCAACAACUGCCCUCGAACCUGCAAAACGUGUCCCUGCAAGGACAAAGUAGAGCACUGUGCCACGUGGUCUCAAAAUGGCCAAUGCGAGAGCAAGACGCGCGAGUACAUGAUUGACAAGUGCCCCAAGGGCUGCGGGAUUUGCCGUUCUUGUGAAGAUUCUACUUUCAAAGGAUCGUCCGAGUUUCAGUGUCAAAAGUGGGCAAAAGCUGGAGAGUGUCAGAGAAACACAAAAUGGAUGUUCCACUACUGCCCUGUCAGCUGCGGGAUAUGUGAGGGUGCACCACCUCAAUCAGCAAGUUGUGUCGACAAAAGCGAAGAGUGCCUUAGGUGGGCACUCAAGGGUGAGUGUACCAUGAAGAACCACGUUUGGAUGAAGGCGAACUGCCCAAGGAGCUGUAACGUCUGCAUCUGCGGAGACAACAAUCCGGAAUGCGCUAAAUGGGCAACGCAAGGAGAAUGUUCGCGAAACGCUCGCUUUAUGCACCAGAACUGCAAACGGAGCUGCAACAAGUGCUAGACGGACCAAGUGCUGUAGACAUUGUAGGGAGGGGGGGGGGGGGUUAUAGAAAGGUCGCGUCCCUGGUUAACCAGGCAGUAUUUGAGGAGAGGUCGCAAUGCGUUAUGGUCCAGCUCAGAGUAACGUCAUUAACACGUUAUGAAGAAGGAAACUUGAAUUUUUUAGGCCGGAAAACAAGAUUUGAGUGAAGGGAACGGGAUUUUGUUAACAAAACGGGAGUCUGCUUAAGUCAUUUUUCGUUUUUUAUCGCCCUAUUCAAUAAUCGGAUAAUUUCUACGUAAACUUGCAGGAAUUCGUGUUUAUAAUGGCUCCCUUUUGAAAAAGUAAUACAGAAACCAUCUUUUUUUUACUACCACAGGCUGCUCGCGCGCUAGACCAAGGCAUUUCACGAAAAAAAGCGAUAUACCUUCUUUAUAUAUUAUCUUUAGAAGAAACACAUUUUGGUGAGUCAUUUUAUGUCAGAAGGCCCUAUGUGCAGCCGGUUAUCUGAUGAUGACAGGCAACAGGAUAGGAAAUAACAUUUUACCUGUGGCUUGAAAACUAAUGCAUUUAACAUUUGUUUUAAACAAAUACAUAGACUUUCCCGUGAAA